This is a messenger RNA of Haliotis rufescens (red abalone), 2747 nucleotides long. Its product is annotated as vesicle transport protein SFT2B-like. Gene Ontology annotation, biological process: vesicle-mediated transport. The record is from RefSeq and is a predicted model, not a curated record. Gene Ontology annotation, cellular component: membrane. The transcript has 7 exons. Lineage: Eukaryota; Metazoa; Mollusca; Gastropoda; Lepetellida; Haliotidae. The coding region runs from base 94 to 579 and encodes 161 amino acids.
UCAAAGGUGGCGCUGAUUCCGUACCAUUCUGACAACAAACUCAUGUUGUAGUGAGUCACAAGAUCAAAUUUGCAAUAAGUAAUCAAAACAAAAAUGGACAAACUGAAGAAGGCACUGAGUGGAGACGAUGAAGACGAAGAAAAGGGCAUCGUCACACAGAUAUCGGAUGCCUCCACCUUAAGUUGGUCAACCAGAAUAAAAGGCUUCAUAGUGUGCUUUGUGCUUGGCGUUGCGUUAUCAAUGCUGGGAUCCUGUUUAUUAUUUGCAAGGAAUGGUCUCAUCAUGUUCGCGGUUUUGUACACAAUUGGCAACAUUCUGUCAUUAUCAAGUACAUGUUUUCUGAUGGGCCCUUUGAAUCAACUUAAAAAGAUGUUUGCAAAAACAAGAAUUAUUGCAACUAUUUUAGUUCUGGUGAUGUUUGUGCUGACGAUAGUUUGUGCAACAGCUCUGAAGAAUGGGGCAGGCCUGGCCAUCCUGUUCUGCAUCCUGCAGUUCCUGGCCUUAACCUGGUACUCCCUGUCCUACAUCCCGUUUGCAAGAGAUGCUGCCAAAAAAUGUUUUGCUGGUUGCAUUGGAUGAAAACUGCGAUACUCUUUGACACCACCUGGGACACCAUCUGCUUGAAUGGAACAUCCAGUAUUCCCUAUGUCAUUGUGAUUGGACUCUUCCGACUGCAACAUCUCCCUACCACAUAGAUUGGGAGUUUCACAUUAAGAAUGGUUGCCAUAUGUUCAAGUAAUUGUUUGUUCAUGAGAGAAACAUUUCAUGAGAUUUAAAUUGUUACCUGUUCCAUCUGAAUGAAUUAUUAAGAAAAUCAUAAAAUAUGUUAUUUUUUUUGCAGAUGUAUGUACAUUGAGGACAUGUACAAAGUGUUGUAAAUUACAAACAGUUUCUUGAUUUGAUCUUUGUCACUGAGUAGGUCAGAUAACUUUGAAUUAGUAGCUGUUGGGAUAUUGUAAGAAAAAUUGAGUUAUGUUUUGAGUCUUGUUCAUAAAAAAAUAUGUGAUAAAAAUAUUUGGAUAUGAAUCAGAAAAUUUUCAGUGACAACUUUUGGUUCUGAAUCAGCAUGAUUAGAAAUAUUGUUCCGUUUGAACUGUUGGUAUGUCGUUAUUAAGUGGCAUAUUUGAGUAAAGGUACAGGUAUGUAGGUAUUCAGGAUGUAGUGUGUCGUGGUGUCAAUAUCAGGUGGAACAACAAGUGCAUGCUACCUUUCAUCAGUGCUACGUGUAUCAUAACAUUAUUAUUAUUGUACAUUUUACCAUUGUGGCUAUGACCUGGGCUACUUGUCUUUGGAGGCUGACAGCUGUUCAAGUCCCACGAUACAAGACAUUCGCAUGUCAACCCCAUCUUUUACUUUAGAUUCUUCAGAGAUGUGCUUGAAGUGUUUUAUGACUUAUUCUGAUGCAACGUUGAAGAGUUUUUGCAAAUUUGUCAAUAGCUCAAAAAAAAGCAUAGCAAUUGCUCUAUAGCCCAAAUGUCACUGCAUAUCAUGAUAUGAAUAGUAAACUAUGCUAUUGUGAUUGAAGUCACAAAACAUUGGUUUGCUUCACUCCAUGUCACACAUGGUAAACUCAGUCAAGAUAAGGUUAGUAAUGAAAAUGUUCUGAGGGUCGAUACCAGCCGUAUAUUUAUUGAUUCAUUCACACGUACACUUCAGACAAUUCGAGAAUAAUAGAUAGUUAAUAUGGAAGCCCAGCGCUGUCAUAUUGGCACACCGACCAAGUUCAUUGAAGUAACACAAGUGUGAUGUUCCUCAUCCAUUAUUUAUUGCUUACCCGGAUUUCCUUAGUGACUCUGUUUCACACAUGGCUAUAAAUACAUCAUGGGGUAUACACCUAUACUGAAACAGUGAAGCCCUCUGGGACCUGGCUCAUCCCUGCUGGCCAUAGACUGCCCAGCUGAAAAUCUCACUAUUACAAUAGACCUUUGUCUAAAAACUGAUGCUGGAACUGGCAAAGUAAGCAUCAGAAAUUUAUCAAAACUAACACUGGGUUCAUUUUAUUGGAAAAGAUCGUUUCCCUCCUAUUUGUUUUGUGUAUCUGUUUCAUCAUGUUUGAGGGGGCACGGAUGGCCCAGUCGUCUAAGGCGCUGCGAUUCACUGUGCAGAGUUGUGUCCCUCCGGCAUGCCAGAAACCUAUGAUUGUGGGUUCAAAUCCCGGUUUGCCCCGAUUAUGUUUCUAGGUUUGUCAGCACCACACGUCGCGAUAUAACUGUAAUACUGUUAAACGCGGCAUUAAACACAACUCACUCACUCACUCAUCAUGUUUGAUGAUGUAUCAAAGUAGUUUUGAAGUUCCGAAUGUUUAUACUUAGGUCUGGUCUGGUUGUCUAAAAGCCACAAUUCCUAAAUUCCCAGUGAGAGUUGUUUCCCUUUGAUGUGCCAGGAUCCUGGGUUUCCAGAUUCCCCCUUAUUAUGAUACCAGGGGAUAUGCAUGGUUUGUGGCUGUUUACCAAAGUGGUAAACAUCAAACAGCAGAAUCACCUUCCUUCAUCAAUGAACAGAUAUACACUGAAAGAUAACUGAAAUUGUGUACAUUUUGUAUUUUCCUCAGAUGUCUGGUUUGAUCAUAGGAAUAAAAAAUACCUUGGCUUCUUGAUACGAGAUUUUAUUAAGGGAAAGGUUUGUGAGGAAACUAGAGUACAAAUCAUCUAUUGUGUUCUGUAUAUGUGUUAAGUUCUUCCUAUCCGCCUGGUAUAAAUAUUUCAAGAUAUUGGUUUUAAAAGGUGUUCUUUCAUUCAUGUUGUCAU